Molecule: messenger RNA, 351 nt
Organism: Funneliformis geosporum
Lineage: Eukaryota; Fungi; Glomeromycota; Glomeromycetes; Glomerales; Glomeraceae
Source: the annotation of a GenBank genome assembly
AUGACUGUUUGUAAGUUUUUCUUGGAGGGUCGAUGUAGCUUUGGCUCAACCUGUAGAAAUGAGCAUCCACCUGAGACUCAACAACGUAAUAAUCAACGUUUUGGUGCUACAGGUUCGAGUACCCAAUUACAAUCCCGAUUAGGUGGUUUUGGUCACUCUACUGCUACCAAAAUAUAUGACGAAAAAUCUGUAAGAGCAGAUUUAUCCAAAGACCGUCCUUUGUACAAGUACUCCUCGUACGGACCGGCAAAAGAAGAACCGAAUUUAAUAGAGGGUACGGACUUCUCUGCCGAAGAAUUACGAGUACAAUAUUAUAAUAUCAUCAGCACGAGUGGAAAUGAUACAGCUUAC